AGGGGGCGCCGCUCACCUCGCGAGGCGGCGGUUAAAAACCUCUGAAGUUUCCUCCGGCGUCAAAAAAAAAAAGAAAAAGAGACCGACAAAAGAGCGAAGAGAGGAUCAAAUCUCGAAGGUCAAAGUAGAGGGCCAUGGCUCGUGGGCAGCAGAAGAUUCAGUCCCAGCAGAAGAAUGCCAAGAAGGCAGCAGAGAAGAAGAAAGGCCAGGCUGCUGACCAGAAGACUGCAGCCAAGGCUGCACUGGUCCACACCUGCCCAGUCUGCCGGACACAGAUGCCUGAUCCCAAGACCUUCAAGCAGCAUUUUGAGAGCAAACACCCCAAGUCCCCCAUGCCUCCUGAGCUGGCAGAUGUUCAGGCAUGAAGUGUCGACUGGACUGGACCUGAAUCUGGAUACACAAUGACCACGGACUAAAAUCAAGGCGUCUGAAGGAUGUUGAUGACGAACACUGGGACCUGUCAGUAUUCACGGACAACGGGCUGGGAAGGAGGGAGGGGGUGGAUGUGUGUAUGUGCUGUGUACGUACGUGUGUGUUUGUAAGAGAAAACCAAUAACGGCGGGGCAGAAGUACACCAGCACCCCAUUUUAUAUUUAUUAUGUACAACUACCUUGCUAUUCCAAAUGGGGGACGGGGACCGGCGAGACUGCCUGCUAACACUGAAUAAAAUUAUCUUGUGACUAACGACCAGGAGAUGUGAGAAGUCUGAACAAGUUACGAUGAGAAGUAAAACAAAUAUUUUUGAAUGCUAGCUAACAGCUGGUUGUACUUUUUUAAGCGCUGUGUUGUCCAGUGGAACGGACGGCAACAGUGAAGACCCCCGCAAGAGAUCACAUCGUGAAGAAUAGAUGUGGCACCGCUGUUGGAUUCAAAAUGUAUUAAUCCAAUAGUUUUAUUCUUCUUUUCACUUGAUGAGGGUGUUCAUGUGACGUCACCAUGACCAUCAGUGUACACCCUCUCUGUAGUCCAGGUGACGUGUGAAAAUAGUGUUCACAUUUUUAUAAAAGCGUGAAACUUUGGUACCCGAACAUUUUCAGAAAUGGAGCCUCGUGGUGGCUGUUUCACUAAGUGCAUCGUUUUAGUCAAUAGUCAAUGUCAAGUGAGGCACGAACAAAAUAACAGCUUAUUUGAUGCACCACCCAACCAAGUCACCCCAAAAUGGAGUGAAAAUAUCCUGUUUUUCAUCGUGCAACAUACAACGCCAAAGCCCAAAAUAUCGCAGCGUCAGUUCUCUCCAGUAUCAUGCGGCCCUAACCAUAAUCGAAUUAUGUAUUUUUGCAUCAGUACCAGGAGAGACUUCGGAAAGUGUUCUGGAGACGGCAGCUUACAUCUGUGUGCUCCAGCACACUUCUUAUUUUAUUACUCAUGGCUGCUGUAAGUGUUAUUUUGCCGUGUUAAACGGCUCUAGAUCCCAACAGUAAUCACACCAUGAAAAAGGCCGUCUGCUCUUGAACAAACAGCGAGCAGGACUCUUCUGUAAGGUUUACAGGUUAAGCUACUGAUUCCAGCAGGUUAAAUGUUUAAAGAAAAGAGGCAAAGAAAGCUGCCUCCAAAAAAAAAAAAAUCAUGCACGUGUGUGAAUGUGUUGAACAAAGAUUUACUUCAAAAUUGUAUUACAAACUGCAGUAACUUUACCAAGUCUCAUGCUUUUUAUGAAAAAGUGAACCUCUCACCUCAAACUCAGCACACAUCAUCUGGACCAACAGAAUAUUAACAAUGUGAUUUCCCACCAGUAGCCCCCUUUUUAUAAAUUGGCUGAAAUCCGUUUGUGUAAUUUCAGGAUUUAAUGUUGGUUUAAAAUAAAUAAAUGCAGGGUAUUAGUUCAUGAAA
Molecule: messenger RNA, 1830 nt
Organism: Acanthopagrus latus (yellowfin seabream)
Lineage: Eukaryota; Metazoa; Chordata; Actinopteri; Spariformes; Sparidae
Exons: 4
Coding region: 135-365 (76 amino acids)
Source: RefSeq, a predicted model, not a curated record